Cooperia oncophora is the source of this 528-nucleotide messenger RNA. The record is from the annotation of a GenBank genome assembly. NCBI's taxonomy places the organism in Eukaryota, Metazoa, Nematoda, Chromadorea, Rhabditida, Trichostrongylidae.
AUGAGUGAGACAUUGAAGAGACUGUCGAAAAAGUUUGGCCUACAGCGAUCGCUUGAUGACGAAGUGUCGCCAAUGCCGAUAGUUCGACGGGGCGGAGCGAGCGGUAAUAUGACGAUUACGAUAGAAAAGAUCACCGCACAAAAAUUUGUGGAUUCUCUAGUGGACAAUGUGCUCACUUGGAGUAAAUUCAAAUCGACGCUCGAACUGGACGAGGCCAUCCUGGAAUUCUCAUCAGGGUUCUAUAAUGACUUUUCCGCAGUCCAUAACGAGGCGUUCAAGUCGAAAUCGAAAAUCCAGCAGGAAUUCCUCAAUACAGACGCCAUCUUUAUCACUGCUUACGCAACGCUCUGCCUUGCUUAUCGUGGCGAGGACAUCUUGCCUUGGGAAAGCUUCCGCGAUGUUGUGCUCAAAUCCGGAUGCAUAGUGUAUGUAAGCGAAAGCUGGUUGAGGAAGGUUUACGAUCACGCGGUCAGUGCUCCGUUCGAUGAAAUCUCUGGAGCACUCCUCGACGUCAUCCAAGGUUCGUAG